Molecule: messenger RNA, 2286 nt
Organism: Xyrauchen texanus (razorback sucker)
Lineage: Eukaryota; Metazoa; Chordata; Actinopteri; Cypriniformes; Catostomidae
Gene: anos1a
Product: anosmin 1a
Exons: 14
Coding region: 55-2013 (652 amino acids)
Biological process (GO): neuron differentiation
Cellular component (GO): cell surface; extracellular region
Molecular function (GO): peptidase inhibitor activity; protein binding
Source: RefSeq, a predicted model, not a curated record
UCCACUUUUACUUUCACGCUCUUCAGCAGAACACAUUUCUUUCAGUUCGCCAAGAUGUUAAGUUCGCUCACCGGUUUGUGCAUUGGGAUUACACUGUUAUUAAACAGCGGAUUUGUGGUUAUGAGAAGGCAGGACCCGUCCGGGGCUCUUGGCAGUAUUUUCCGUACGAGGUGCGCCGCCAGGUGCCUGAGCCUUCACAGCACGCGCAUCGCUCUCUCUCCAAAACAUUUCCAGAGUAAUGGAUCCCUUGGAUGGUGUCAGAGCCAUAAACAGUGUGCAAAGUGCCUGGAGCCAUGCAAAGACUCCUGGGAGUUGAAAGACGGACCUUGUCAAGAUUUAUGUGAGCACGCAUUUCCCAAGCGUCGCGGUGAGUGUGUGACGAGCUGUGAGUUCCUGCGAUCAGUAAUGGUGGUGAAACAGGGUGAUUGCCCGGCACCAGAGAAAGCCAGCGGGUUUGAAGCUGCAUGUGUGGAGGGAUGUGAGGAAGAUGGAGAGUGUUCAGCCCAGAAAAAGUGCUGCCCAAAUGGUUGCGGACACACCUGCCAGACCCCCAAGAACCUUUACAGGGGUGCUCCUCUGAAGCCCAGGAAGGAGCUGGUCUUUGAGGAGCUGGAAUCUGGUGUGUUAGAGGUACGCUGGUCCUCCAAGUUCAAUGUGUCAGCAGAGCCGGUGCUGAAUGUUUUGCAGAGGAGAUGGAACUACGGCAUUCACCCCAGUGAGGAUGGCGCCACAGAGUGGCAGGUUGUUGCACGGACAUCGGAGGAGCGUGUGUGGUUGAAUGACAUCCGGCCUGGUCGCUGGUAUCAGUUCAGAGUGGCAGCAGUAAAUGUGCAUGGAACCAGAGGAUACACCACUCCAAGCAGACACUUCAGAUCCUCUAAAGAUCCUGCCUCUCCCCCGACACCCUCUGACCUUCAUGUCAGUGACAUGACCUUUGGUACGGAUCACUCUGUGUCUGCCCGCCUCAGCUGGAGCUUAUUCGCAGACCUGGACAUCCCUGUGAAUCACUACAAACUCUCCUGGAGCUUGUCUGACCACACCAUGCUGCCCAAACUCAAAAGGAGGCAGACUGCCAAUGGGGACUCUACUUACGCUGAGCUGGAUGACUUGAGAGAGAACAGGAGUUACACAGUGGAUUUGCAGGCAGUUUCAUACUGGGGUCAGGUCCCCCUCAAGAGCUCCAAGGCCAUUCUUCAGUUUACUACAAGCCAGAGACAAUCUGAUUUGGAAGCCACAGUCAGCCCAGUCUUUGUAAAGCCCCAGUCAGAUCUGUUGGACGUGGGCACGCCAUUUUAUCAAGAUGGACAGCUUCAGGUCCGGGUCUACUGGAAAAAGAGAGAUUCCACUGUGAAUCAUUACCGUGUGCAAUGGUCUCCAGAGUUCUGCAGUCACAAUGUAUCCAAUACCCAGGAAAAGCUUAUCACCCAGGCGUAUUUUGCCAGCCUUCCCGGUCUUCAGUUCUCUUGCAAGUAUAAGGUGAUCAUCCAGCCUGUGGCAUCAAAGGGUCGAGCCCAGGCAGAGAGCACAACCUUCUUCACCCCGUCCUGUGCUACCAUCCAGAGCAAGAGCACCAAACCCAUCGCCUGCUCCACUGUCUCAGUUCCUCCAAAGGUCCUGGUCAAGGCAGAGAACCUGACAGCAGCCUUCUCGAUCUACAUGGGGAAUGUGACAGGCCUGUUCUCAUGGGUGGUGGCAAUGUCUCAACCCCCACAGCAGGUCACAGGGUACCAGGUCACAUGGGCGGAGGUCAUCACAGAGAGCCGCAGAAAUAAUCUGCCCAACAGUCUCAUAUCCCAGUCUCAGAUACUGCCUCCAGAGCGUAAUGUCCUAGUAGUGUAUAGUCUUCAGCCAAUGUCUCUCUAUAGGCUUGAAGUGCAGGUCAUCACAGUAGCAGGACAAGGCCCAGCAACAUCUAGAACCUUCCAGACACCAGCUCACAGCAAGCCAGUCCUGCAUUACAUAGAACCCAGGAUUAAGAAACACCAUCUAAGGUCGGUGAUAGAACGGCACUGAAGACCACAUUGCAAUGAAUCAUCUAGAACCAGAACUGACUCCUCAGGAAAACAGAGAACCAGAAGAACCAAAGAACAGCCAAUUGAGAAUUGCAUUUCAACCUGAGCCAGUCAGCUGCCUCAAACUCAACAUGUGGACCUGCUGUAAUCUGAAAAUCAAAUUUUGAUUGACCUAUAAUAUUUGAGGACCAAGUAAUUUCCUCUUUGGGGGGUAGGAGAUUCUAUCAGAAACUAAUUAGAAUAGAAUAUGCAACAAAGACUCAUUUAUUAAAAG